This is a messenger RNA of Staurois parvus, 236 nucleotides long. NCBI's taxonomy places the organism in Eukaryota, Metazoa, Chordata, Amphibia, Anura, Ranidae. The record is from the annotation of a GenBank genome assembly.
CUGCUACAUGGCUUUGCUUAAAAAAAAUCACAAUACUGUACAUGUAAACAGGGGCGGACUGACAACUCAGGGGGCCCCGGGCAAUAGGGGAUCAUGGGGCCCCUGUGUCCUUGCUCAAACUCAAAAAAGCCUAUGAAAAAGGUACCAGGGACAUCUCAUGGGGCCCCCUACUGACCCCGGGCCCUCGGGCAGUGCCCGAGUUUCCAAAUGGUCAGUCCGCCCCUGUUUGCAGACUA